CUUAUGCGCAAAAUAUGCGCAGCUGUGAGAGCGCAAAAAAUAACUAGUUCGGGGACACAGUCCCCCAGACAAAAAAAGUUCACAUGCUGGGCUGGACAGCACAGCACACCGAGGACCAAGAUAGCUAUAACGUUACGAGGAUUGGGCGUAGUCCAAAGAAACCUAAAUUGGGCUGCAUUACAUCUUGAGGAGAAGAAGGUGCCUUCAAACCAAAAAUACGUUUUGAUAGCCAAACGGCGAGAUAAAUUGCUCAUAAUGGCCUCGGAAGAGCUUUAUGAGGUUGAGAAAAUUGUGGACAAACGGAAGAACAAGAAGGGAAAGAUGGAGUACCUGGUCCGCUGGAGGGGGUACGGAUACGAGGGGGACACCUGGGAGCCCGAGUCGCACCUCUCCGCCUGCAUGGAGUUCAUUCACCAUUUUAAUCAGUCACACGGCGAAAGACCGAGAGACGGCAGUUUACUGCGCUCCGCUCAAAGCUCUCCCAGCACGGCCCACAGCCACAGUUCGAGCAACAACGCCCGCAAACAGAUCUGCAGGCCUCAGCCACUCUGCGGCAAUAGUGGAGCAGGAGGCCACGCUCUAGUGAAACCCGCCUCGUCGCCCACCACAGCAGCUACGUCCGUCUACAAACGGCCGCAGCAACCACAGUUGCCACCACUUGACUCUAGCCUGGUAAAUUCCAAAACGGACACACAGCAGCUUAUCUUGGGCCAAAAGUACAGUGAUUGCACUCCCUGUGCCAUUUCUAGUCCAAGCUUCACAGGUGGAACCGCUGCUUCUCCAGUGGGCACGGCGCGUCGGAGUAUGGACCUGGCCAGGUCCGGGAUCAAAAUCCUGGUUCCCAAAAGCCCCAUGAGCAGCUGGGUGGACUCUGAAGAGUCGCCCAGCGAGGCGGCCCACAGUCUGGAACAGGGGGGUCAGGAGCAGGACUCUGUGCCCCCAGAGGUGGCCCUGUUGGAAAAGCCCCUGGGGUUGCUGCUGGGGCCCGGGGAAGAAAGGGCACGCAUGGGGACUCGGCCCAGGACUCAAAGCCAAAUCCCAUUGAUCCCUCAGCCAGUCCCCGUAACACCCACAUCCAUACGCACCCUCAAUGGGAAAGGUACAUCGACACUCAUGGAGGCUCUGGCAACCAACGGGACGGCUAACCUGCAGAGCGCCGUGGCGCGAGUAACCGCUGUCUCCGGAGUGGCGGGGAAACGGCGCUUCGAAGAGCAGCGCUCGGUCUUCGACAAGCGCCUUCGGUUCAGCGUACGGCAGACGGAGAGUGCCUAUCGCUACAGGGACCUCGUCGUCAAGAAGCAGGACGGCUUCACCCACAUCCUGCUCUCCACCAAGACCUCGGAGAACAACUCACUCAACCCCAACGUGAUGAAGGAGAUACAGAGUGCCAUGGCCACAGCGGCAUCAGACGACAGUAAGCUGGUCCUACUGAGCGCUGUAGGCAGCUUCUUUUGCUUCGGCCUGGACUUCAUCUAUUUCAUCAGGCGGCUCACCGACGACCGUAAGAAAGAGAGCAUCAAGAUGGCCGAGACCAUUAGGACAUUCGUGAACACUUUCAUCCAAUUCAAGAAGCCUAUCAUCGUAGCCGUGAACGGACCGGCGGUGGGCCUCGGAGCCUCCAUCCUCCCGCUGUGUGACGUGGUCUGGGCCAACGAGAGAGCCUGGUUCCAGACGCCUUACACCACCUACGGACAGACACCCGACGCCUGCGCCUCCGUCACCUUCCCUCGCAUCAUGGGCGUGGCCUCGGCCAAUGAGAUGCUGCUGAGUGGGAGGAAGCUGACGGCUCAGGAGGCCUGUGCUAAAGGGCUUGUCUCCCAGGUGCUGUGGCCCGGGACUUUCACUCAGGAGGUGAUGGUUCGCAUUAGGGAGCUAGUCUCUUGUAAUUCAGUUGUCCUGCGGGAGUCCAAAGCACUGGUCCGAAAUGCAAACCGGGCCGCCCUGGAGCAGGCCAACGAACGCGAGUGUGAGGCGCUGAAGAGAGUUUGGGGCUCCUCGCAGGGGAUGGACUCCAUCCUCCAAUAUCUGCAGAAGAAGAUAGAUGAGUUUUAAGGAAAGCAUGUAUCCCCCAUGUUCCUGAGCCCCAUUCAGUGGGGGAUCCAGACAAACAGCACUGGGAGUGCAACCGGUUCAAUCUGCAAUCUGUGUGAUUAAUUUUAUGUGUGUGUGUGUGCCCAUUGAGACGUUGAUGCUGGACCUUUAAAUCUUCCUAGCAUCCUGGUGACCAUAUGUUGACCCUUUACCCCAGUGUUUCCCAACCCUGGUCCUCCGGUAGCCCCAACAGCCCAACCCUGGUUCUCCAGUAGCCCCAACAGCCCAACCCUGGUCCUCCAGUACCCCCAACAGUACACAUUUUUAUUGUAACCCUAGACAAGCACACUUGAUUCGACUUGUAAACAAAUCAUCAAGCCCUCAAUGAGUUGAAUGAGGUAUGUUUGUCAAGGACUACAACAAAACUGUACUGUUGAAGGUACUGGAGAACCAGGGUUGGGCAACAAUGUUGGGGGGUACUGGAGGACCAGGGUUGGGCAACAAUGUUGGGGGGUACUGGAGGACCAGGGUUGGGCUGUUGGGGCUACUGGAGAACCAGGGUUGGGCUGUUGGGGCUACUGGAGAACCAGGGUUGGGCAACAAUGUUGGGGGGUACUGGAGGACCAGGGUUGGGCAACAAUGUUGGGGGGUACUGGAGAACCAGGGUUGGGCUGUUGGGGCUACUGGAGAGCCAGGGUUGGGCUGUUGGGGCUACUGGAGAACCAGGGUUGGGCUGUUGGGGCUACUGGAGAACCAGGGUUGGGCUGUUGGGGCUACUGGAGAACCAGGGUUGGGCUGUUGGGGCUACUGGAGAACCAGGGUUGGGCUGUUGGGGCUACUGGAGAGCCAGGGUUGGGCUGUUGGGGCUACUGGAGAACCAGGGUUGGGCAACAAUGUUGGGGGGUACUGGAGGACCAGGGUUGGGCUGUUGAAGGUACUGGAGGACCAGGGUUGGGCUGUUGAAGGUACUGGAGGACCAGAGUUGGGAAACACUGCUCUACCCAAUAGCCCUGGCCCGCCCGAAAUACCAUUCCACAUUACAGGUUCAACUAAACGUGGCCUAGAUUGAAAGGGAUGGAAGGAUUGGAGGAGGUGAAGACAUUGAUGAAUACACAAAGUAUCUUGCAUAGUGGGGUGUUUGUCCUACUCACCUCAGGAUUGAUUUGGAUGGGAUGUUGUAUCAACAUGGAUCAGAAUUUAUGACACAACAAAAGUUCACAUUGAAAACUUUGACAAAAACCUAGGCGACUUUCCAUUGUGGAGCCUGCAAUAAGAUGUAACUCUCUGAACUCUUGGGAAAACAGCGCCGCCCAGUGGAUGGGAGGCUUAUUGGAUUCUCCACAUUGACCCCUGUCAAGCUUUCCAUUCAAAACAGGAUGUAUUGCUAUUUGAACUGAAUGGAGGCCGGGAUUAAAUUUAAAAGGUGCGUUGUCGAGAAGUGUACUACACUUGACUUUUAAAAGGUCAUUUUAAGCUUGAGCCGUCAUCUGUAGCGUUCACCAUGAAUGCCAUCUUUGAACGUCAGGGUAACGGCCUUUUAAAAGACUCAUUGUCAACAGUGCAGUGCCUUAUGAACAGCACGCCUUUGAUUGAAUCCAGGACAGAGUAUGUCAGAUUAAUUUUUAACACAGCUCCUGACUGUAUUUUUUACUUUUUGUCUAACUGAUAUCAUCUGUAGAUGAUAUUUCACCCAGGUCAUCUUUUUGUUGUUUUAUUUGGCUUGGGGGACUGGAUUUUCCACCAAACAGUUUCUAUAGUAAACAGAUUUUUUUUGUUUUAAAUUAAGACUUUAUUACAAUUUAAUAUUCUGCAACUCCUGAUUUAUUCCAUCCAUGAAACAUACACGCAAAGGAGAGACAAUUACAAGAUUCUGAUACAAUGUUUAUGAAUGCAGUUGUGACGAGGCUAGGGUACGCGGUUCAAGGCUCAGUUGUGACGAGGCUAGGGUACGCGGUUCAAGGCUCAGUUGCGACGAGGCUAGGGUACGCGGUUCAAGGCUCAGUUGCGACGAGGCUAGGGCACGCGGUUCAAGGCUCAGUUGCGACGAGGCUAGGGUACGCGGUUCAAGGCUCAGUUGCGACGAGGCUAGGGUACGCGGUUCAAGGCUCAGUUGCGACGAGGCUAGGGCACGCGGUUCAAGGCUCAGUUGUGACGAGGCUAGGGUACUAGCUAAAAGCAGUGCCUUGUUCUUUACUCCAUUUUCUAAUGUCAAAAUGUGUUUCUGAUCUGAGGCGGUUAUCAGUGAGAAUAGCCUUUAAUCUCACCACUCAGUGCCAUGGAUAUAGGACUUUUGCAGCUUCAUCAUAUCUCACCUUGUUUUUUUGUUGUUGUUGCAUUGAGCAAAGGAUACUUCUAAAAUGCUGUGGAGGCAUUCUAUUUACAUUAGUCAAAACCCUGGGGGGGGGAAGAUGUACAGCUUUUUGAGUUUGUAAAACAAAACCGUUAUUCGCUUACAGUUUGUUUCUAUUUGUCUUUUUAUAUAUGAAUUCUGGCCUCACCAAUCAUUUGGCCAUAUUCCUUGUUUCACUGGAUUUAUAAAAGUAGCAGAGCUCGGGGUAACGGAUGUCAUCGCAAUAUCCCGAUAUCUGGACAACUGCUGUUACCUUCAACCUAUUUCGAUAAAGAAUUAUGGAAAAUGUCAUUAUUUAUAUUGUCUAUGAAUAUUUAAAUAUUUAAAGUGGAAAUGGUUUGGAUAAAAAUAGAGUCAUUGCUCAUGGUUUGUUUCACAGUUGAUUUUAUUUUAUUGAAAAGUGAAGUAUCUUCUCGGGGCAGUCUACUCGUGGACAUAGUAUGAUUUUUAGUUAUCACUUUCAGUUUUGGCCUUCGCGCAUAGAUGUAUAAAAUUGUUAACGCCGCAACUGCACCAGUCGGCUUGUUUUAUUAGCAUAUUUUUUUUCUUCUAGAAGGGAUAGAAGUCAGUAUUUCGGUUGGGUUUUUCUGUAAGCAAAGGUGAAGAGGUAUUGCGUAUCAAUAAGGCGAUGCUCUUUGUAAAAACAUGUCCUUUUGCUUAGUUUUCCCAAAUUGUGCCUGAGAAGCAUGUCAUACCUCGAGUGCUCCAGAGUGGCGCAGCGGGUCUAAGGCACUGCAUCUCAGUGCUGGAGGCGUCACUACAGACCCUGGUUUGAUUCCAGGCUGUAUCACAACCGGCCAUGAUUGGGAGUCCCAUAGGGCGGCGCAGAAUUGGCCCAGCGUCGUCCGGGUUUGGCCGGGGUAGGCUGUCAUUGUAAUUAAGAAUUUGUUCUUAACUGACUUGCCUAGUUAAAUAAAGAUUUUUUUUUUUUUUAAUUUACGUACUUCAUGUUUCACUGAAUGCUGAUUUGGAAAUAUUAGCAGGCGCCUUCAACACUUGGACCACAGCUUAGGUAAUGUAAUGUCCUCAACACGUUUUUCUCAUUGAAGAAAUGUACUGUAUUUAAAAAUAUAUAAUUUGUAGUGUGUUAACACAGCAUGAUGAUGAGGCUUGUCUAGUGUACACAGAAUUCACUCAUUCUGUUGAAAGAUUCCAAGAAGCGUUGUUGAAAUUGACUGCGUUUUUGUACAUCAACGAAAUAAUUUUUAAGUACGAAAUCCCAUAAUCCUCACUCUUCUGAAGAACUGUGUGAAAAGCCUUGACUCAAAUCCUGGUACAGCAUUUUUGCAUACAUGUGACCUAUUUUGUAGUUGAACUUAUAUAAAUAUACAUGCUGUACAAUCUGAA
Oncorhynchus nerka (sockeye salmon) is the source of this 5728-nucleotide messenger RNA. RefSeq names its product chromodomain Y-like protein. Lineage: Eukaryota; Metazoa; Chordata; Actinopteri; Salmoniformes; Salmonidae. Gene Ontology annotation, cellular component: nucleus. Gene Ontology annotation, molecular function: transcription corepressor activity. The transcript is spliced from 7 exons. The record is from RefSeq and is a predicted model, not a curated record. The coding region runs from base 4 to 2052 and encodes 682 amino acids.